Messenger RNA from Acanthosepion pharaonis, 756 nucleotides. Lineage: Eukaryota; Metazoa; Mollusca; Cephalopoda; Sepiida; Sepiidae. The record is from the annotation of a GenBank genome assembly.
AUGUAUCGUCAGAUUUUUAAAGAUAUAAGUUGCAUCAGUUUUAUUCUAACUCACUUUGUGCGUCUUUGGCUAUCCCUGUGCGUCUUUGGCUAUCCCUGUGCCUCUUUGGCUAUCCCUGUGCGUCUUUGGCUAACCUUGUGCGUCUUUGGCUAUCUCUGUGAGUCUUUGGCUAUCCCUGUGCGUCUUUGGCUAUCCCGAUGCGUCUUUGGAUAUCCCUGUGCCUCUUUGGCUAUCCCUGUGCGUCUUUGGAUAUCCCUGUGCCUCUUUGGCUAUCCCUGUGCGUCUUUGGAUAUCCCUGUGCCUCUUUGGCUAUCUCUGUGCGUCUUUGGCUAUCACUUAUAUUUCUAUCUUUUUCUAUCUUUAUCUAUCUAUCUAUCUAUCUAUCUUUUUUAUCUAUCUAUCUAUCUAUUUAUCAUCUAUCUAUUAUCUAAGUCUAUCUAUCUAUCUAUCUCACUCUAUUAUCAAUCUAUCUAUCUAUCUAAGUUUAUCUAUCUCAGUCUAUUAAGUCUAUCUAAGUCUAUUAUCUAUCUAUCUAUCUAUCUAUCUAUCUAUCUAAUCUAUUUAUCAUCUAUCUAUCUAUCUAUCUAUCUAUCUAUCUAUCUAUCUAUCUAUCUCAAUGUUGUGGAUUCCGGGAGAGCCCCACAACACUCAGUCUAUCUAUCUAUCUAUCUAUCUAUCUAUCUAUCUAUCUAUCUAUCUCAGUCUAUUUAUUAUCUAUCUAUCUAUUUAUCUAUCUUUUCAUAUGUGUCUGGAUAA